Orcinus orca (killer whale) is the source of this 4682-nucleotide messenger RNA. It is a transcript of the gene PABPC1L, whose product is annotated as poly(A) binding protein cytoplasmic 1 like. The record is from RefSeq and is a predicted model, not a curated record. Gene Ontology annotation, molecular function: mRNA 3'-UTR binding; poly(A) binding; poly(U) RNA binding. The transcript is spliced from 13 exons. NCBI's taxonomy places the organism in Eukaryota, Metazoa, Chordata, Mammalia, Artiodactyla, Delphinidae. Gene Ontology annotation, cellular component: nucleus; cytoplasmic stress granule; cytosol. Bases 1553 to 3583 code for a protein of 676 amino acids.
GCCUGGGGAGAAAUUGCCAUGAAUUAACACAGAGCCUGUACACCUUCCACCACAAACCAUCCAGGUGUUAGGUCCUCUGUGGCUUCUAAGACUUGAUAUGGACUGUUAACUUAGCAUCCCACUCACACAGCACCACCACCACUUCCUCUGUUUUAAAAAACUCUGAGAUGUGCCCAAGCCAGUGAGAGAUGGUAGCGUAAGUCCUGGUCAUCUCCAAGGUUAUACGAGUCUCUCACCUGUCCUAACACUGUCUAAGAUAGCCCGUGGCACCGAGAUUCCUCAUGGGAUUUGCCCCCAUCUAAAAACAUCCACAUUUGGGAAUUCCCUGGUGCUCCAGUGGUUAGGACUUUGCGCUUUCACUCACAGGGCCCAGGUUCGAUCCCUGGUCAGGGAACUAAGAUCCUGCAAGCCACAGGGUGCAGCCAAAAACAAAUAAACAAAUAAAAACGUCCACAUUCCCACAAGGAUCGGGGAGGGGGUCAUGACAGGGAGGUAUUUAAGCCCCAGAUUAGAAUUGGUUGUUAACUUUCGUAUAGGCCGGGCAGCCAGACCCAUUUCUGCUCCUGGCUCCCAGGCUGUUCCACCUGUCGUGCCCAACCAGAGGCCAGUGGGAAGCUACCUGUUCUAUUGAAGCAGGAACUAGGAGAGGCCCAGUGAAGUAUCCGUCCACAGUGGACUGGACCAGCUUCUUUCAAAAAUGACCCUACACCACAGAUUGGGGCUGCAAACUAAGAUUGAGGGAGGGGUCUUGGUGCUUGGUUUGGGGCCACUGCCGUGACCUUGUUCUGUUAGGCCCCUACUGUUUCCAUAGAGGCUGGGCCCCAAAGAACUCGGUGAGCCUUCGUGGUGGAGCGCAGGUGGAGUGGAUUCGUUGAGAAAGGUGCUCAGGAUACGUUCCACGAAAAGGUCUUGGCAGUAGAAGAACCAGGGUCAAGAAAGGCCUUCGUGGUCUACAAUUCUCACACGGAGCCUUCGGCCCCAAACCACCAAGCCGGUUCGAGAAGGCUGGGACUAGAUCCGGACUGUCUUGAGAGAAAGCCUCCUCUCAGGGGGGUAGGUACGCAAGUUUUGAAACAGGGCAUCCUGCUCGCAAUUUUCCCGUUUGCGUGUGAAACGUGCAGAGAGCCCACGCUCGCCUUUAAUCCUUGUGUAAAGGGAAUCCUAACUCCACGGAGAAGGGAAACGGGCGCAGGAGAACAAUGACUAAUGGGGAUUAGAACCCAGGUCUCCUACCGUGGUAUCCCCGCCCUCUCUGCGCCGCUGGCGCCGGCUCGGAGCUCCCCCCACGUACCCGCAGCCCUACCCGGGGCCAGGUGAGGGCUCUCCCCGCCUCCCAUCGCGGGGGCAGAGAUGCCCCCCACCUGGGGCUUCCAGAAGGCUGAGGGGUCCCAGGUGCGGGGCGGGGUCCGAGCGCGCCCGCGAUUGGCGCGCGGGGCGGCGGGGGAGGUAAAGGCCAGGGGCAGAAGGGGGUGGGAAGAACCCGGCCGCCCCGCGCGCCCCCGCUGCCGGGGUGAGCGCACGUGGGCGCCGAGCGCGGGGCCGCGCGCCCACCAUGAACUCCAGCGGCCCGGGUUACCCGCUCGCCUCGCUCUACGCGGGCGACCUGCACCCCGACGUGACUGAGGCCAUGCUCUACGAGAAGUUCUCGCCCGCUGGCCCCAUCCUGUCCAUCCGUGUGUGCCGCGACGUGGCCACCCGCCGCUCGCUGGGCUACGCCUACAUCAACUUCCAGCAGCCGGCCGACGCGGAGCGGGCACUGGACACAAUGAACUUUGAGGUGAUCAAAGGCCAGCCCAUCCGCAUCAUGUGGUCCCAACGAGACCCAGGACUUCGCAAGUCGGGUGUCGGCAACAUCUUCAUCAAGAACCUGGAAGACUCCAUUGACAACAAGGCCUUGUACGACACCUUCUCCACCUUUGGGAACAUCCUCUCUUGCAAGGUGGUGUGUGAUGAUCAUGGCUCCCGAGGCUUUGGCUUUGUGCAUUUUGAGACCCACGAGGCUGCACAGAACGCCAUCAGCACCAUGAACGGGAUGCUGCUGAAUGACCGCAAAGUCUUCGUUGGCCACUUCAAGCCCCGACGGGAGCGGGAUGCAGAGCUGGGAGCUCGGGCCAUGGAGUUCACCAAUAUCUACGUGAAGAACCUCCACGUGGACGUGGAUGAGCAGUGCCUGCAGGACCUCUUCUCCCAGUUUGGGAAGAUACUGAGUGUCAAGGUGAUGAGGGAUGACGGCGGCCACUCCCGCGGCUUUGGCUUUGUCAACUUUGAGACGCAUGAGGAAGCCCAGAAGGCUGUGAUGGACAUGAACGGGAGGGAGGUGAGUGGACGGCUGCUCUACGUAGGCCGGGCCCAGAAGCGGGUGGAGCGGCAGAAUGAGCUGAAGCGCAGGUUCGAGCAGAUGAAGCAGGACCGGCUGACCCGUUACCAGGGCGUGAACCUGUAUGUGAAGAACUUGGAUGACUCCAUCGAUGAUGAGAAACUGAGGAAAGAGUUCUCUCCCUAUGGAGUGAUCACCAGUGCCAAGGUGAUGACAGAGGGUGGCCACAGCAAAGGGUUUGGCUUUGUGUGUUUUUCCUCUCCAGAAGAGGCGACGAAGGCCGUGACAGAGAUGAACGGGCGCAUCGUGGGGACCAAGCCACUGUACGUGGCACUGGCCCAGCGCAAGGAGGAGCGGAAGGCCAUCCUGACCAACCAGUACAUGCAGCGCCUCUCCACCAUGCGGGCCCUGGGCAGCCCCCUCCUGGGCUCCUUCCAGCAGCCUGCCAGCUACUUCCUGCCCGCUACGCCCCAGCCUCCAGCCCAGGCCCCAUACUAUGGCUCUGGCCCACCUGUCCAGCCUGCCCCCAGGUGGACGGCCCAGCUACCCAGACCCUCGUCCGCCUACCCGCCUGCGGCCUCGGUUGUCCAGCCAGCAGCCGUGUCUCGGCGCCCCUCGUUCCCCAUCGGCAGUGCCAGGCAGAUCUCCACCCACGUGCCGCGCCUGGUGCCCCACGCCCAGGGAGUGGCCAACAUCGGUACCCAGACCACAGGACCCGGUAUGGCAGGAUGCUCUUCACCAAGGGGGCCUCUCCUGACACACAGGUGUUCCUUGGCAACACACAACACCCACCGGGUCCAGGAGCCUGCUGUGCGUGUCCCCGGACAGGAGCCCCUGACUGCGUCCAUGCUGGCCGCAGCGCCGCUGCACGAGCAGAAGCAGAUGAUCGGUGAGCGUCUCUACCCCCUCAUCUACAAUGUCCACACCCAGCUGGCUGGCAAGAUCACGGGCAUGCUGCUGGAGAUCGACAACUCGGAGCUGCUGCUCCUGCUGGAGUCCCCAGAGUCCCUCAACGCCAAGGUGGGCUGGAGCCUGCGAGGAGCGGGGAGGCCUGGGGGCAGAGGAGGGUUACGGAUCAAGGCCUCUCCUAGGCGAGCUGGUAGGCUGCUGCUUAGACAGGUGAAGUGUAUCUUCUUGCUGAAAUCAGCUAACACCCGCAGAAUGUGGAGGUGGCAGAGGGCCUUAGUGAAGGGCCGGCUACUUCAGCCCCUGCGGCCUCCCUGCAGCUCCCCAGGCAAGACUGUGCGACAGGGCGCUGUGUUCUGACCCAGACUAAGGGUUAGGGUUCCCCCAGCCGUCUGGCAGUGUAGAAGGUGGCCGUGGGUUUCUGCCAUGGGAGCCAGUGAGCACAGUCAGAGGGGGCGACGGGGCUGGGCGCGGGCCUUCUCGCGUCCGGUGGGCCAAGGCGGGGAGGCAGGGCUCUCCCAGGACCCUGCUGGGGCAGCUGCACCAACCCCUCCCCCGUGUGUCCCACAGGUCGAAGAGGCCCUGGCGGUGUUGCAGGACCACCAGGCCACGGAGCAGACCUGAGUGCACGUGCGCCGGGACCAGGUGGGUGGUGGUCAGGGGAAGGGUGCCGAAGCAGCCGAGCCCAGAAGCUGUACAGAGCUGGGGAGGGACGUUCACAGACUCCCAGAGAACGCUGUGGUGUCACUGGCUUAUCUCGGAGGCACCAAGGGGUUCAGGGGAAGCUGUGACGAUCAAAGGCAAGGAGGACAGACUGCGUGAUGGGAACUGGCGUGGACUCCAGUGCCAAGUGGGCCGGCCGGCCGGCCGCCCCGGCGGCCUCGCUCAGGAUAGGCUGGCCUUCCCCCGGGCACCGCCUGGCCCCACGCAACCUGCCGGAACGCCUGGCUUGGGCUCGUCUGUGUCCUUGCUUGAAGACUGGGUGUCUGCCAUGCUUUAGAAACAUUUAUUUUUUUCAUCCCCAGAAAAUGGACUCCUUACUCCCUUGGCUGACAAGAGAACUGCGUUUCCUGCUCUUGGCUCUAAGGCCCUGUGAACCGUAACUUCCCAACUGGGCUGUAUCUGCACUUGAGCUUUUUGUGGAAUGAAGGCUGGUCACCCGGCCAGCCUCUUACCUGUUGCUUUGUGCAUUAAAAGUGCUGCAAACUCCGUCUUGUCUCCCAGGAGGUCUUCUUGUGUCAGAGGGAGGUGGGCAGAGCAAAGGGUAGCCUUGACUGGGCUGGGGCUUUGGCUGUAAGAAACAGGAACAGAAACCCAAAGGCGCGCUGCGCUAACGCACACAGAGGGCGUGUAAACCGUGCACCAGACAGAGCAGAGCUGCCAGGAGCUGAGCAGGACGACCUGUAAGGGCCCCAGAGGAGCAGCCGCCACCCACCAACCGUGCGGCGGGGGGCUAAGC